AUCAAGUUUGUUCGAUGGAUUCUUAUAAUGUUUAUAUAGAAUCUUGAUCUGUUUGUUUGUAUGUUACAAGUAUCAUCAAAAUUAGCUAUAUAAAAUAAGUUCAAUAAAUUUGUUAUAAAAAUGGACUGUAUCUACUUUCAUAUUCAAGUUAUAAGAGAUAACCAGAGGACGUGUGUUUUCGGGGGAUUAUGAAAAGAAGUAAAAACACCUAUUUCUACAUGGUGACAAUUUCUGGGUUAUACUUUCUGAUGAUUAUAUUGCUACAUAGCCGAUUACAAGUAGAAAUAUGUCUGUCUCAAACAGGGAACCAGAAAUAUCAGAUUCGUAAUAAUUCCUACAAUCAUCUAGCAUUGGACCACGUUCAAAGUUUGACUAGAUUACAAACAGAGCUACUCACCAAAGCACCUUGCCAUCUCUCAUCGGAAACUACUCAAUUUUCUUUCCAAACUGUUGCUGAAAAUUUAUUUUAUGUCUACACGGCUUACUUGGACAAAAGGAUGAAUAGUACAUACGUGAGGAUUAUGUCAAUUCUAUUGAGAGGCAAGAAAGAUAAUAUUAAUGUCAUUUGCUCUUUCAAGGGAGACAACUUAAUAAAAGUUACUGCCAUAAAAUAUGAAAUGUGUGAGAAUCACAAUAAAAAAUUUGGAGGUUGGAUAAUGUCAUGUCCGAUUCCAGAAAAUAUCCCAGAUCCUUGUGAAGUGACUGUCAGUUCCAUACUUAAUACAGAAGCAUCAACCAAAGCAAACAAUGUAACAUUAAAUAUAAUACCAUUAGAUUCACAAAAUACCAAAGUCCAAUACAGUGUAUGUAUUCCACCAUUAUUUGGUAGUGUCAAUUCUUCAAGAUUAAUAGAAUUCAUGGAAUUUACAAAAUAUUUAGGUGCGGAAAAAUUUAUAUUCUAUACUCAUGGGAUUCAGGACGAGAAAAGUAAAAUAGCUUUAGAACAUUAUUCCAACGAAAGUCUGGUCACAGUGAUACCAUGGAAACUACCUGACAUGGUACAAGACGGACAGAUAUGGUACCAUGGACAGUUAAUAGCUCACAAUGAUUGUCUUUAUCGCUCUAUGAGUCUAACAGAUAAAUUAGCUAUUCAGGACAUUGAUGAAUUGAUUGUACCUCAUGACAGUACAGUCUUUUGGGACCAAUCUUUGACACCUCUGCUUUCUGGAAAUGUCAAAGGGCUAGGCAUACAUAGUGCAUUUUUCGACACAACCUUACGAGGUGAUGUUUUAGCGAUAAGCAGUAUUAAGAGAACUAAGAAUUUCAGUCGUUUCCGAACCAAGGUGCUAGUUAAACCGUCUGCCAUAUUUGAAGUAGGAAUACACCACGUCAGUAAACCCUUAUUAGAACAGUAUAAAAUAAUUAGUCCACCAACAUCCAAAGUCUUAUUACACCAUUACAGGUCUUGCCUGUCUAAUUAUGGUAUGAACUGUAAAGACUGGGUCCUAGACCAGACCAUUAAAGUCAAAUAUGGCCAUGUUAGAAAUCAUAUAUUACAUGUUAAAUCUAUAGUUGAUACGUUAUCACACCUUAGUGCUCAAACUGUUAAUACUACCAAAAAUAAAUUAUUUUCUUGAA
Messenger RNA from Mytilus californianus (California mussel), 1578 nucleotides. RefSeq names its product beta-1,4-galactosyltransferase galt-1-like. The transcript is spliced from 2 exons. The record is from RefSeq and is a predicted model, not a curated record. Lineage: Eukaryota; Metazoa; Mollusca; Bivalvia; Mytilida; Mytilidae. Bases 189 to 1577 code for a protein of 462 amino acids.